AUGGACGUUGAAGGGAUCGACGUUGAAAACAACGAUCUCGAUGAGGAGUUGAACGACAUCCGGCAGAAGUAUUUGGAGAAUGCGAUCAGUCACCUGAAAUCAUUAGGUGAUUAUCGCGAACAUAUUGGUGAAGAGGUCUUCAAAGACAUGAUCGAUAGGUGCGAAGCUCUUGAUCGAAAACUGCAAAAUGAACAUCGAGCACUACGAGAUGCAUUGAAGCCUCUUGAAAAGGGCAGGAGUGCUGAUAUCGAGACAGUCUUCAAGCAGAGAUUGGCUAAGCUGGAACAAAGUAGUGCAAAUAAGAAACGAAUAGAAAUAUAUGAAGAACUUCGGUGUGGCGAUGAAGUGCUGCAGGUCGAGCAGGUGAUCAACUCAAAACUGGACCCGUAUACGAACAAGGCAAUUGUCAAUCCUGUUCGAAAUAAGCGUUGUGGUCAUGUCUACGAUGCAGCAGGUGCGAAGGCAUUUCUGGUAGCUGCCAAAAAGGGCUCGAGGUGCCCGUGCCCCGUUCGCAGUUGUAAGGUCGAGGAUGUUAGGAAAGAAGAUAUCGAGCCAUAUCCGGAGUUCUUCGAUCACAUGAAAGAGAUGACUAGCAUUGACUGA
Messenger RNA from Anisakis simplex (herring worm), 603 nucleotides. The record is from the annotation of a GenBank genome assembly. NCBI's taxonomy places the organism in Eukaryota, Metazoa, Nematoda, Chromadorea, Rhabditida, Anisakidae.